This is a messenger RNA of Pseudovirgaria hyperparasitica, 1344 nucleotides long. Its product is annotated as glycoside hydrolase family 43 protein. Lineage: Eukaryota; Fungi; Ascomycota; Dothideomycetes; Acrospermales; Acrospermaceae. The transcript has 3 exons. The record is from RefSeq and is a predicted model, not a curated record. Gene Ontology annotation, biological process: carbohydrate metabolic process. Gene Ontology annotation, molecular function: hydrolase activity, hydrolyzing O-glycosyl compounds. The coding region runs from base 370 to 1344 and encodes 324 amino acids.
ACGCCAGUUCAUACUUGAUCCCUCCAUCAUAGCAAAUACAGUGACCAAGAUAUCUGAAGUAAGAACGCACCACACUAUGGUAGCAAUUCCUUACCUACAAUACUGGACCUUGAACCAUGGUUCCUUUCACUGCUUGUGUCAUCCUGCUGAUCGCGAACGAGUCGGUGUCGUUAAUGGGGCUUGCUGACCAGCUGUAUGCCUCCUUCACGACGAUCUCCCCCUGCUGAUGCGAAUAGACGACUUCGCCGGGUGAUGAUGUCUUUCUGUAUUUUCGCAUAUGUGUAAUUGAAAUAGCAUAUAAGGGGCCCACCGGUAGAUAAGUUGACCUUGCGUGCAGCACCACAAGUCUUAUCCAUCAAGCACGCCAACAUGCUUCUCUCGAUCUAUCAUAUACUUGCCACUGUUGUAUCGGUAUUCACCCUGGUACACGCAGCCAAAUACAGUAAUCCGUUGAAAGAAGUGGACGGUGCAGACCCUUUUAUUGUCUGGCAUGAUGGGUUUUGGUAUUUGACCACUACAACUUCGCCCACGAUCCAGAUCACUCGUGCAAAGAAUCUCGAAAGUCUAAAGACCGGUGAGCACAAAAUUGUGUUCUCGGAUACUGAGCCUUCUCGAAAAUGCGACCUAUGGGCGCCAGAAAUCCAUUUGCUGGAUGGAAACUGGUAUCUAUACUACUCUGCCAGUGCUUGCGAUACAGACUCCAAUCGCCUGCAUGUGCUCAAAGGUGGUUCAAGUCCGUGGGAUCCGUACAGUUACCUCGGCCAGAUGAGCAGUGAAUGGGGCAUCGAUGGCUCUGUUCUUAUUGUUAACAAAAGAAGAUACUUCAUGUUCUCCUGCCGUGAUGGACCAAGCCAAGACCAGAGUCUCUGCAUUGCCACACUCGAAGAACCUGGUCGACUUGGGGAGCGCCGGACGCUGUCCCAGCCGUCGGCUCCAUGGGAGAGAAAUGGCUUUCCGGUCAAUGAAGGCCCAACAGCCAUGUACAAAGAUGGCCGUACAUAUAUUGCAUUCUCAGCAAGUCACUGCAGCACUGCAAACUACACCAUUGGCAUUCUGGAGUACCGAGGCAAUGAUCCGUUGGACAUGGCGAACUGGGUCAAGAGCGGGCCUCAUUUUGAAACAUCGAAUGGCAACAAUGGACCAGGACAUAAUUCCUUUUUUCUCAGUCCGGAUCAAACGCAAUGGUGGAACAUUUUCCAUGCGACGCCAGACAUCGCGGGUAAUUGUGGCAGUAACAGAUACACUAGUGCUCAGAUUGUUGAUUGGUGGAUGGACGGAACGCCUGACCUGGGAGUCCCAGAACCGCUGGGGACAGUGUAUGACGGCCCAUCAGGUGAGGAGUAG